GAAAGAGGGGACUGGCUUUAGCAUGAUGUGAAUGGAAUAGAUUCGAAGCAAGAGGGAGGAGGACAGCACAAAUCAACCUGCUUCUUGACUUUAAGAAGCAAACAGAAGCGCUGGCGGACACACACGCACACGCGCACACACAGAUCGGGACGUGUGCGUCUUCCGCUGGCUCCUUUUAUUUUCGGAGAGAGGAAGAGAGCAGCCGACAGGAGGAACUGAAGGAGGAGGAGAGGGAGCCGCGCCGCGGAGAUAGAUAGCAGAAAAAUGCUGUCAUGGGGAGACAGAAGGGGAGGUUGUCGGCAGAGAGGAACAGGAUGAAGCGCGGCAGGGUCGAGCGCAGUUGAAAUGUGGAGGUGUCCAGUGGAUGAGACCAAACAGGAAGUUGUAAGCACCAAGGAGUGCCGACGAGUAGGUGCCAUGUUGAUACAGGCAGAGCCUCUUCUACACAGAGGACUCAGAGUGGGACUCCAGUGAUGAUCCUGCUAUCCUCGCUGCACAGGAAGGAGCACCCCACCACCAGACCACCACCCAAGCACACAUCUGCGCACCUGGACGGUCCCCCGAUGCGAGUACGAGCUGAAUGGUCCACUCUGUCGUCUCCACAUACAUCCCAAGAACUCAUUUACACGCGAAAACAAAGUGUGACAACUCUCAGAGGCAUCUAUGAGAGACCAAGCGUGGAAAGAGGUCAACUCUCCUAAUUGGUGUGAAUGAGGACUUUUUCUCUUGGGUCACCAUCGAGACCAAAUAAGGAAAUUAAAGUGGGAGCAGUAAGCACUUAGUGAGAGGGAAGAAGAAACCGGUUGAUCUGCGUCCUCAGGCACCAUGCAGUCCGAUGACCUGUUCAUUCGCAAGUUUCGGCGUCAGAAUGUGCGGCCACCUAUCGCCAGCGUCAACUUCGACACCAAACGGGAUGCCAGUGUCGUGGAAUGGCCGCCCAGGAGGGACGGGGACGGCGUUGAUGGCGACACCCUCACCCCGAGUCUCGUGGGACUGAGCCUGAGGUCGGUAGGACGGGGCCACAUCAUGCAGAGGAGCAACAGCGAUGUGACCUUGGGCGACUUGGACUCCUCCGGAAAAGCAGGGGUGAAAGCAGCCCGGACAGUGGGCGAGAAGGCGGGAGUUGGGGCUCAGGGGGACUCAGGUGUCCUGCUACACAGGGAAUACGGCAGCCUUUCCUCACUGGAGAGACAGACUCAGGCACAGGAACCUUGCACAGAUGCCCAGGGGCCCCUGAGUCCGAGCGCGCUCCGCUUCAAGGACCCCUUCCUGCUUUUAGGGCUGCAGGGCAACCCUCCAGAGCCCGACGGCUUCUUUCGGGGCCUGUCUGCCUCAACAGGGGAUUCGCCGAAGCCCGCCAAGCCGCCAAAGCCUGAAGGUCUAACCAAGAAGGCCAAACCCGCGCCUGCGCCCAUCCCUCAACCAGGACCCAAUGACAACAUCGGGGGCGGAGCUUGGGUGAGGAACUUUGCUCACUAUGACGUACAGAGCAUACUGUUUGACCUCACAGAGGUGGCGACCAACAGAGACAGCAUCGGGCGGAAAAAGAACAUCACAUCCGGGGCCUCGGCUGCCUCCCAGCUGCGCCCCCUGUGCCAGGCCACCCUGUCCUCACCCGCCCAGGGAGGGGGAGGAAACGGGGGGAACGCCGAGGACCCGGAGCAGUCUCUGCUCCUGGACGAAGGGGACGGCAACGACAACGAGCUCCUGCUCAGCUGCCCCCACUUCCGCAACGAGACCGGGGGAGAGGAGCAGGUGGGCCUGGGCCGGUCGCAGGGCCGGCGCGGCCUCUGGUCGAGCCUGCGGACCCCCAACGACGCAGUGUCGGUGCUCGAGGAGCCCCGAGAGAGUCACAUCCAGCAGCAGGGCAAGAGCAACUACUUCAUAGAGCAUGCGGAUCUGGGAGCCCAUUACUAUCGCAAAUACUUUUACAUGAAAGAACACCAGAAUUUCUUCGGCAUAGACGACCGCCUUGGUCCGGUGGCCAUCAGUUUUCGCCGUGAGGAGAAAGAAGGAACCAGCGGAGCCCAGUACAAUUACAGAAUCGUCUUUCGGACCACGGAGCUGAAGACGCUGCGCGGCUCCAUCUUGGAGGAGUCGGUGCCGUCCGCGGCCCGUCACGCCACCCCCAGAGGCUUGUCUCCCAAGAGGCUGCUGGAGUUCAUCAUGCCUGAGCUGAACCUGCACUGCCUUCGCCUGGCGUCGAACUCCCCGAAGGUCCGGGACACCCUGCUGAAGCUGGACGAACAGGGGCUAAACUUCCAGCGGAAGGUUGGAGUGAUGUACUGCCGGGCCGGGCAGAGCUCAGAGGAAGACAUGUACAACAACGAGAGCUCCGGGCCGGCGUUUGAGGAGUUCCUGGAUCUGCUCGGGGAGCGGGUGCGGCUGAAGGGCUGGGAGAAAUACCGAGCUCAGCUGGACAACAAGACGGACUCCACCGGGAUACAUUCCCUCUAUACGCGCUACCAGGACUAUGAGAUCAUGUUCCAUGUGUCCACCAUGCUGCCCUACACAGCCAACAACACGCAGCAGCUGCUGAGGAAGCGACACAUCGGCAACGACAUCGUGACAAUCGUGUUCCAGGAGCCGGGCGCGCUGCCCUUCACUCCCAAGUCCAUCCGCUCCCAUUUCCAGCAUGUCUUCAUCAUCGUGCAGGUUCACGAACCCUGUUCUGAGAACACCUACUACAGGGUGGCUGUGACACGCUCUAAAGACAUCCCAUUAUUCGGCCCGCUGUUCCCUAAGGGAGCCCGGUUUCCCCGCUCGCCCGCCUUCAGAGACUUCCUCCUGGCCAAAGCAGUCAAUGCCGAGAACGCCGCCGAGAAGUCGGAGAAGUUCCGCUCCAUGGCCACGCGCACGCGGCAGGAAUACCUGAAGGACCUGGCGGAGAACUACGUGACCACCACACCCAUCGACUCCUCCACCAAGUUCCCCCUGCUCUCCCUGGGAGGCAAGCGCAAGGACAAGCUGAAGGGCACCAGGGGCGCCGAGCUGCACAGCGCAGGCGCGCUGGUGUGGGCCGUGAUGGUCAACGCCGGGGACGAGGGGGAGGCGGGGGAGCACAGGCUGCCGUGUCUGCUCGGGGUCUCGGCUGAGUCGGUGGUCCUCAUCGAGCGAUGCACACGCAGGGUGGUGUUCAACUGCUCCUGCCGGGACGUCAUCGGCUGGAAGGCGGUGACAGAGACUAAAGAGGGGGGGCCAUACUUGGAUAUCUUCUAUGAGCGAGGGGAGUCUGUGACAAUCAGUGUAAUGGAGAGUCAGGCUGAGGACAUUCGAGAGGUGGUGCAGCGGCUUGAGCUGUUCACCCGAGGCUGCGAAGCCCUGGAGGUGACCCCCCUGCGCGACGGCGUCGGCCAGCCGGGCUUCCUGAUGAACGAGGAAGGCUUCGUGACGGAGCUGCAGAGGUUCUGCUACGCCGAGAGCGGGGGCCUGCAGCUGUGGGCCCGCGUGGUGCGCCUGUGCGGGCGCUCCCUGGUGCACCUGAGCCCGGAGGAGCGCACCAGGCUGCUCCGCACCGCGCACAAGAUCCACAUCACCGUCAUCCCGCCGGAGAAGAACGGCAAGCCUCGCAGAAGUUUCUCUGAGCUGUACCAGAAGGCCAUCAAGGAUGCGGAGUGUAAGCCCGGGGAGGACCAGUCCGGGGAGGCCUGGGUGCUGGACGAGAGGGAGGAGCAGGGGGAGGAGGAGAAGGAGAAGGAGGGGGAGGAGGCGAGGACGGAGGAGCUGAACCCGGCCGGGGUCGACCAGGUGGAUGCGGCGGAGGUGCGGGCGGAGGCCGACGAGCAUCCGGGCGACGACGGGCCGAGCGACGGCAGCCACGGCUCGGCCCUGACGCUGCCCAGCCUGGCUCUGUUACGGGCCACGUCGCUGCAGGAGCAGCCGGCGGACCGGGACCAGGAGGGCGGCAGCUCGCAGCUCACACGCAGCCACUCUCUGGAGAGGCAGGCGUCCUAUGGCGACACGUGUGACGGGCACAUGUACGACAACGUGGGCCUAAAGGUGGACAGCCACAUCUACGAGAACGUCGGGGAGCUGAGAGACGCCACGCCGGACCUGAUCCUGGCCGUCAAGCCCAAGGUCCCGCCGGAGGACGAGCAGUUCGCCGGGGACGCGUUCGGCGACGACAAAGCUUCGGCGAGCGACUGUCUCUCGUCCUCGCGGCUGUCGAGCAUUGACCGAGCUGAGAGGAACUCGCGAGCCCUGAGCCUUCACAAUUCCAUCACCAAGAUUCUCUCAGAGACGACAGAUCCGACCGAGGAGGAGUGGCAGUCCAUCGCUGACCUGGCCACAGCCUGCCGCAGCAUCCUGGACGCUUUGUCCCGAGAGGACCGCAAAGCCAGCGAUUCCUCACAAGCAGGAACAGACCAGAGUGACGGGAAGUGGAGGGACUCCAAGGACAGUGACUCUCCCGGCCACCUAGAGGAGAAGGUGUCACAGCUGGAGUCCAUGCUGAAGAAGCUGCAGGAUGACUUACAAAAGGAGAAGGAGGACAAAGCGGUGCUGCAGGCCGAGGUGCAAAGCCUCAGGCAGAACAACCAGCGGCUGCAGGAGGAGUCGCAGAGCACAGUGGCCCGCCUCAUCAAAGUCACAGAGCUGCUGUGCAACGUCAACAAACCCUGUUAGCUUCACACGUCCACACACAAGUCAGCGGACGCCGGUCGCGCGACGUCCCUCCACACAUGUUCCUGUUCAUGCAUAUUUGCCAACGCAAAUACACACACCUGUUCCCCUGAGCCUGUGCAUCACCGCGGCACACAUUCUGGAGCCGCUCUUAGUGAGGGAGUAUGCAAAUCAACAUAAAGGAGAAAAAUGACAUUUUCAGCGUCCCAUGACAUUCACAGACUGACCAACGUGCAGCUCUCAAACUGCUGCUGUACCACAGUUGUUAUGUGUGUAUGUGUGUGUGUGUGUGUGUGUGUGGAUAUGUGUGCGUGCGUGUGUGUGCAUUUCUUACUGUACCUAGCUUCCAAUACUUGACAAACUGGGUCGAAUAGCACUUGCAUAAAAAAGUGGCAACGAAGACUGAGAGACACUGUAUAGCAUGUUUGGUGGUGUCCUUUCUGAAAUGACCAAAAGUGUAUAUAUAUAACACCAGUAAUAUAUGUGAGCAGUAGUAUCGCUAUCCUCUCUUUGCCAGAUGUGUAGUUGCAAUGUCUGAGUAUGGUUCUGCCUGGCGCUGCUAGUGUGAAAGGCUUUGGAAUAAAACACGAGGGAAAAAAAGCGGAGACGCCGACGAUCACAGGCCCGUAGGCAGCCUUCUACUUCAAAAGCUGUAAUGAUGCUAACUGACUGGCCUCAGAGCAAGGUCCGUUAUGUAACCACACCGGUCUCUGCCCUCCUUCAUUUUAAAGGCGUACGGUAUUUGAGAAAUUCUGGCGUUUUUAAGGGAGAGAUAGCUUUUAAAAAAUUCAUGAAUGGAAAGGACAAACUGGAAAUGUCACCCUCAAAAAAAAGAAAAAACUGAGCAUGCUUGUUCCGCCUGGAAGUGUGUGUGAGCCCAGUAUUAAAGGGAUUUUACCUCUGCUGAAGACACAGACGAUGGCGGGGAAGAACUGCUCCAGCUUCCUUCCAUAAUUGCCUGUAGCUGUUUUCUUCUAACCUCAAUCUUGUAGCAGCCAUACUGUAGAAAACGUCCUGCCGGCCUGAACUACGAAACGCCAAAAGGCAGCUUUUCUUUCAGCUGGCGACAUAGCUUUAGGUGUCUGAAUACAACACCUUCAACUAGUAGUGAAAUACAGAAUAUUGUAUGUGUCUAGUGUUUGGCAGGCGUCUACAGCUUGGACAACUGCUCCGCUAAUGAGCGGCGGCAGUAAAGGACAUUAGGUGAAGUCUGACGUGUGCUUGUGUGUGUUCCUGUGUCGCUCUUGCACUUUUCUGUUGUUGUUUUUUUUUUAUUAUUUGUAAAAUCAGCACUGGACAGGGCUGAUUCAGCCUGAGGUUAUGUCUUGCUCAACAUAAGAAAGAACCCCCCCACCCCCCACCCACCUUUUUGUGUCCACUGCUGACGGCGCCAUGUUUAGAGGAGAUGGACUGCUGCUCCUUAGUGCCAACAAAAAGCCCAGGCAGCUCACCCCCCCCCCCCCCCAACCCCCCCAAACAGAAUGGAUGGACUCAAACUAUAUAGACUUUGGACUCUGACAAAAAAGGGAUGCCAAAUGCCAGUGACUUAGACUCUUGUUUCUUGUACAGACUUCCUCUUGUAAUUUUAUUUUAGAGUCACUGUGAAUACCUGGUACCAGCAUAUUAAGAUACAGUAUAUAAAGAUUAAAUUAUGAAUCUAAACUUUAUUAGUAUGUGAAUAUACUGUAUGUACAGCUGAACUGUUCCAUGUUAUUUAGUGCAUUGGGUUGUGUAUGCCCUCCCUUUGCAGGAUGAUUAUGCAGAAACGUGUUCAUCUUGCCCCGUGCAGGCUCCUGGCUGAUCUGCUGUACAUGCCCAAGCCUCGCGACUCAACAGGGAGACGGUGGCGUGAGAAGACCUGUCUUACUGUGUCUUGUAUAGUUAUUUAGAUUGUAGGAAGUUGGUCAAGCAUGAGAAUGUGCCCAGCGACUUCCAAGCUCCCCCCUGUAUGUGUGUAUGUAUAAAAAAAUGUAACUUAUUAAUCAUGCAAAUGUGGAUUUUCUUGUAGCUGUUUAAAGUGGAGGGAAAUGAUCAUAUGGGGCAGAAAGGAAAGGUGGUUAUAAAGUUUAUUUUAUAGCGAACCAACAACCAUGAUAUGACAAAAUACUAUCUGCAACUCUUGCUUAAUGUGACUAUGGUUCUUAUUAUCAUUCUACUAUUGAGCUAUUUCAGCUAUAGUUCUUAUAUAUUUAAUAAGGUCUUAAGACACCAUUAGGUACGCCUUAAUGAGUGAAACUCUCAGAAUGGAUGGUCAAACUGGUCAUACUGGUGUUAUAGUACGUGAAGACUUAUUUCUCUGACUUUGUGCCUACCUGAAAAUGUAAUGUAUGUUAACCCUGCUUAGUGAUUUCAUUUCCUUGUCUUUGGUUGCACUUACUGAGGGUUUUUCUGUGGCAGAUGAAGGAUUUUCUAAGAGACCGUCGCAACAGCUGGUCUUUCAUCCGCUGCGGGAGGAAAAGUCAUUGAGUGACACAUGAUCCAAAAGAACAGAUAAUAAUAGAUGCGUGUUGUUAAUCUCAAGCUUCACUGAAGGUUUACAGCUCUAUGAGUACCAUCGAUUGUUAAACGAACCAUCAAAUAUAUGAUUUUUCAAAGUGAAUUAAAAAGGAAAAGGUGCUGAAAAUGACUGAGGAUGCAUUGAAAUUGAAGUUUAAAUUCAAAUGAAUGUGUUUAAUGGCAUCUGCUUCCUCUAAGGGAGAAAUAUUUUGGUAUUUAAAUAUUUAAAAAAAUAAACUGUCUUAGAAAAUCCAGAA
Molecule: messenger RNA, 7373 nt
Organism: Betta splendens (Siamese fighting fish)
Lineage: Eukaryota; Metazoa; Chordata; Actinopteri; Anabantiformes; Osphronemidae
Product: signal-induced proliferation-associated protein 1
Exons: 16
Coding region: 826-4623 (1265 amino acids)
Biological process (GO): regulation of small GTPase mediated signal transduction; activation of GTPase activity; establishment of epithelial cell polarity
Cellular component (GO): cytoplasm; Golgi apparatus; plasma membrane
Molecular function (GO): GTPase activator activity
Source: RefSeq, a predicted model, not a curated record